CCACGCGCAUCACCCGGCUCUCCCUUUCCGUGCCACUCGCCCCCAAGCCCCGAACCCUCGCCGCCGCCUCCGAGACAGCCGCCGCCACCAUGGCCACGACGACCGCCGCCACCGCGGCCGCCGCGCUCACCGGUGCCAUCACCGCCGCUCUCCGCGCCCCGGCCGCCGCCGCUCUCCGCGCCCCGGCCGCCGCCCAUGGAGGCAUACCGGCCACACCGGCGCUGCAUCCCGCGGCGGCUUCUGCAGCGCCAUCUUCCUCGCCGGCCGACCUCUCCCGGUGGCCGCAGCGGAGGGGUUACUCCCAGUUCGCGAGCGGGUUCACCCCGCUGAAGCCGAAGCCGCUGGAAUCCAUCAUCGACGUCGAGCGCGCCAAGGGCCUCUCGCCUGAGCACCUCGUCGCCGCCUGGGAUGACUAUCAUUUGGGAAGAGGUCAUAUAGGUGCAUCUAUGAAAACAAAGCUUUACCAUCUCUUGGAACAAAGAUCAUCUACGUGUCGUCACUUUGUUAUUCCUUUGUGGAAGGGAAGUGGAUACACCACUAUGUUCAUGCAAGUCCAGAUGCCAUACAUGAUCUUCACAGGACUCGAAGACUAUAAAGCAAGAGGCACUCAAGCAAGCCCUUACUACACAGUCACCCAUUACACAGAGUUCGCAGAAACCAAGGACACUGUGCUUAUUCGAGGAGAUGUUGUUUUCACCAGCAAGCUAACUGAUUCAGAGGCAAAGACCCUUUUGGAGACUGCUCACUCAUUCUACCUGAAUGAUGUGAGGUACAGACUCGUGGAGCGCUUCAACAAAGAGACCCACGAGUUUGAAUUCAAAGAUGUUCUUCAAGUUCUUGAUAUGCCAACCAUGUGACCAGUUUAAUUCCCAACCAAUAGCAAAUAUUCCCAGUGGGGCCUGUUCGCUUCAGCUUAUAAGCCGGCUGAAAAGCUGAAACGGCUGAUUUGUUGUGAGAGGAAAACACUGUUUGGUGGCUGAUAAGCCGGCUGAAUAAGCUGAAGUGAAAAAGCAGAUGUGGACUUGUAGAUUGCUUUUUGUCACCUCAAUUUGGCACUGUAGAUUGCUUUUUUUUGUAUUGAAUGCGGUAAGAUGGAGGCGCCUGAUCUUGCUGACUGAGAAUUCUGUGUGGACUUUGUCAGACUGACAACGUCAUUAGAAAAUUUUGAUUGUGCUAAGCAGAUGUGGACUUGACGUGCCAGGAGAAAUUCCCUAGCUAUUUCCUGUUGUUUCUUUCUAGCCAACUAGAUCCAUAACAGCACUUAUAUUGUCUUGGUGUAUUAUUUUUUAAUAAGUUUAUGGAAACAUAAAGUUGUUGUUUGUGGCAAA
This is a messenger RNA of Setaria italica (foxtail millet), 1328 nucleotides long. RefSeq lists its product as uncharacterized. Gene Ontology annotation, cellular component: mitochondrion. Gene Ontology annotation, biological process: mitochondrial proton-transporting ATP synthase complex assembly. Lineage: Eukaryota; Viridiplantae; Streptophyta; Magnoliopsida; Poales; Poaceae. The record is from RefSeq and is a predicted model, not a curated record. The transcript has 4 exons. The coding region runs from base 90 to 857 and encodes 255 amino acids.